Messenger RNA from Symsagittifera roscoffensis, 640 nucleotides. RefSeq lists its product as uncharacterized. The record is from RefSeq and is a predicted model, not a curated record. Gene Ontology annotation, molecular function: peptidyl-prolyl cis-trans isomerase activity. The transcript has 3 exons. Gene Ontology annotation, biological process: protein peptidyl-prolyl isomerization. Gene Ontology annotation, cellular component: cytoplasm. Bases 39 to 371 code for a protein of 110 amino acids. Lineage: Eukaryota; Metazoa; Xenacoelomorpha; Acoela; Convolutidae.
CUAAUUGUUGUGAUAAACUUAUUAAAUAGUUCGAAAUAAUGUCGCAGCCCUUGAAAGUUGAGUUGCUCUCUGCCGGAGAUGGGACCAACUUCCCCAAGAAGGGGGACAAGAUCCAGAUGCACUACACUGGCACACUCACCAACGGAAAGAAGUUCGACUCCUCCCGAGACAGGGGAAAGCCGUUCUCCUUCACAGUCGGUGUCGGCCAGGUCAUCAAGGGGUGGGACGAGGGCGUGCCUCAGUUGUCGCUAGGGCAGAAGGCUAGGUUCACCAUUGCACCCGAGUAUGGUUAUGGGAGCCAAGGGGCAGCAGGGGUCAUCCCGCCGAACGCCACUCUCAUAUUUGAUGUGGAGUUGCUGAAGAUCAACUGAACUACGAUUGUGGCAACAUUAGAUAUUUGUUUCCUUAUUCAUCUUCUGACAACUCAAUUGACUUGACUGUACAUGCUGCAGAUGACUCAAACUUUUCUAUGCGUGCUCCAAACAUAUUGAAACUGCUUCGACUACAUAAUUGUCUGAAGAUGCAUGUUUGAUAUAACCUCUCAUAUCUUUGAGGCUGUUUGAUUACGAAUUUGGUUUCGUUUUCGAUAGCGAUUUGAUAAUAUCUUUGAGGAAUAAUUCAUAUUUUUACGGUGAACAAA